GUAGUUAUGUCAGGUCGCGGAAAGGGGGGUAAAGGGCUGGGGAAAGGCGGUGCUAAAAGGCAUCGGAAAGUCCUGCGGGAUAACAUCCAGGGCAUUACCAAGCCUGCGAUCCGCCGUCUGGCUCGCCGCGGCGGGGUGAAGCGCAUCUCGGGGUUGAUCUACGAAGAGACCCGCGGGGUGCUGAAGGUUUUCUUGGAGAACGUGAUCCGUGAUGCGGUGACCUACACCGAGCACGCCAAGCGCAAGACGGUGACCGCCAUGGAUGUGGUGUACGCCCUGAAACGCCAGGGGCGCACCCUGUACGGCUUCGGAGGCUGAUUCAGUUCUUUAAAGCGUGAAACGCUUUUUAUUCAACCCAAAGGCU
Terrapene triunguis (Three-toed box turtle) is the source of this 364-nucleotide messenger RNA. RefSeq names its product histone H4. Gene Ontology annotation, cellular component: nucleosome. Bases 7 to 318 code for a protein of 103 amino acids. NCBI's taxonomy places the organism in Eukaryota, Metazoa, Chordata, Testudines, Emydidae. Gene Ontology annotation, biological process: nucleosome assembly. Gene Ontology annotation, molecular function: structural constituent of chromatin; protein heterodimerization activity; DNA binding. The record is from RefSeq and is a predicted model, not a curated record. The transcript has a single exon.